Molecule: messenger RNA, 4584 nt
Organism: Solea senegalensis (Senegalese sole)
Lineage: Eukaryota; Metazoa; Chordata; Actinopteri; Pleuronectiformes; Soleidae
Product: immunoglobulin superfamily member 22-like
Exons: 26
Coding region: 129-4136 (1335 amino acids)
Molecular function (GO): protein binding
Source: RefSeq, a predicted model, not a curated record
AGGGUGUGGAUUAAGGACAUCACAAGAGGAGACAUUUGCGCCGGGAGCUGCUGAGUCAGAAACCAGGGCUGCGGUUGAGUGUUUGCUGUGAGAGGAACAAAUUGACACCACCUUUAACCAUUAACAUCAUGGCAGCAGAGCUCCUCCAGGCCACUGGGGGCAGAAUGGAGCAGAUGGAACAGCAGAUGAGGCAGGUCUCCACCUCCUCCACAAGCUCCACCAAGCUGUGGAGAGUGUCCCAGGGCUUGUCAAGGAACAUGGAAGAGCAAUCUGGAUUUCAGCGUAAGACAUCAGCUGUGGGGGAGACCUUCAGCCAGGUACAGAAAUCCCCACAGAUCCCCGAGGGAGAGUCUGUCCCAGAUUUCGAGGAAAAGCUGCGCCCCGUCUCGGCCCAAGAGGGCGGUGAUGCCGUGUUCAAGGCCAAAGUGACUGGGAAUCCUCAGCCCACUGUCCUGUGGGAGCGAGCCGCUGGGCGCCCACUGCCUGCUGCAGCCAAAUCUUUGUGCGACAACAUCAGCAGUCAGCAUAUACUCAAGAUCAAAAGCUUGGCACAGGAGGAUGCCGAUGUCUACAAGUGCAUUGCUUCCAACAAGCACGGAGAGGCCACAUACUCCGUCUCCCUCGUUGUGACAGAAAAUCCAGCGAUGGACUUCAAAAAGAAGCUGAAGAAACGCAGCGUGGAGAAAAGAGAGGAGAAGAAGAAACCACCUACAGAGGAGGAGAUGUUAAAGAUCCUGUCUGGAGCUGACAAGAAGGACUACGAGAGGAUCUGUGCCGAGUACGGCUUCACCGACUUCAGAGGCAUUCUGAAGAAGCUGAAGGAGAUGAAGAAGAAAGUGGAGGUGGAGAUUGUGCGCGUGUUGAAGCCCCUGGAGGACAUCACUGCCAAAGCUGACAUCAACGUCGUCUUCGAUACCAUCUUGGAACUGAAGGAUCCGAACAUCCGGAUGCAGUGGUUUCUGGGCACAGAGCUGCUGCGGAUCCAGCGCCCUCAUGGGAAAUACGAGGUGAAACAGAUGGGAACCAAACACAUGCUGUGCAUUUCUAGUGUGAGCCUCAGUGACAUGGGAACCUACACUCUGCAGGUUGGAGACAAAAGACUGUCAGCCAGGCUUAAAGUCAUAGAUGAACCCCUGAAAUUUCUAUCUGAAUUCAAGCCAAAGAAAGUAACAGAGCGCCAGACUGCCGUGUUUGAGGUCCGUCUCUCUAAGAAGACAGACGCGCCGCUCAUCUGGAAGGUGAAGGGAAAGGAAGUGAGAAGAGAUGAGAAGUUUGAGGUGUCCCUGUCUGAAGAUGGCCUGACGUACACCUUGAAGAUCAAGGACGUUAAAGUCAGCGACACUGGGGACUACACCAUCAGCAUUGGAGACCUCACUGCGACUGUGCCACUUUUCAUUGAGCGGAUUCCCAUCACGUUUACCAGCAACCUGAAGAACGUGCGUGUGCAGGAGAGAGGAAUGGCCCACCUCGAGUGUGAGAUGAGCUCCAAGGACGUGCACAUCCGCUGGCUGAAGAAUGGCUGUGAUAUCCCAGCGAGUCGUCGCUACAUCUUCGUGCACGAGGGAAAGAGGGCAGAGGUCAUUAUCGAGGACUGCGAGCUGGCAGACGGGGGAGAAUACUCCGCCGUCUGCACUCAGGACAACGACACUCACAAAUAUGUCACUUGUGCCACUCUAACCGUGGAUGAACGUUUUGCAUCAGUGAAGAGCGGUUUGUCAGACACUCAGUGUCCCACAGGCUCUCCAGCUGAGCUGUGCGUUGUACUCGAUGGUGAGAAGGUGGAUGGAGUGUGGCUGAAGGAUGGAGUGGAGAUUUCAGAGCUGAAGGGGGUUCAGGUGGUCAAACAGGGAGCCGUCCACAAGCUAAUCUUCUCUGGUGUGACUCAUUCUCAUGAGGGCAAAUAUACAUUCAGAGCCAAGGGAGCUGAGAGUGAGGCUGUGCUCACUAUUGCAGACCCUCCACAGAUUGAUGCGUCCGUGUUGGACCUGCUGGGCGCCCGGCCUGUGACCGUUAAGGCUGGACAGACCGCUGCCAUUAAGAUUCCCUUCAAAGGGAAACCGCUGCCCAAGGUCACCUGGUACAAAGACGGGGUUGAAGUCCAGGAGGAUGAAAGAACCAAGGUGGAGAGGACAGCUGACUGCACCUCCCUAGUGCUCAGCAGAUGUGUGCGAGAGGACAGUGGUGCAAUUAUGCUCCGCCUGAAGAGUGACUGUGGCACCGCUGUUGCUAACCUGCAUCUGAAUGUGAUUGACCAUCCAAAGUCUCCUCAGGGGAAAGUGGAGUUCUCCGAGCUAUCAGGAGAGUGUAUCAAAAUGAAGUGGAAGGCCCCCCGGGAUAAUGGAGGGAAGCAGCUGACCAGCUUUGUGAUCGAGCGGCGGGCGGCGGGUAAGAAGUCCUGGACCAGGGCGGGUGAGGUUGACAGCAGCAGCACCGUCUUCAGUGAUGACAAAGUGGAGGAGGGCCAGGUGUACCAGUACCGCAUCAGAGCUGUCAAUGCAGAGGGAAUGAGCGAACCUCUGGAGACAGAAGAGGUGCGCGCUGGAGAGCCUGUAGAGCCUCCAGGCACAGCAUCCCAGCCCCAAGUGUCUAACGUAACAAAGAUCACCAUGACAGUGAGUUGGAUUCCUCCAGCCUGUGAUGGAGGAGCCCCAGUUCUAGGCUACAUUCUGGAAAGGAAGAAGAAAGGCAGCAAUAUGUGGCUGCAGGUCAAUAAGGAGCUGCUAACAGGUACAAAAUUCACGGUGGAUGGACUGGUGGAUGAUGUAGAGUAUGAAUUCAGAGUCACCAGUGUGAACAGAGCUGGCGCCGGCUCUCCCAGCACCAUCUCUAAUGCUGUUCUCGCCAAAGACCCGAUACGUGCUCCUGGCCUGGUGAGGAACCUGUGUGUGACUGACUCCACAAACUCCUGUAUCUCUCUGCGGUGGACACCUCCUGAGGAAGGAGACCAACCCUCAGGCUACAUCCUAGAGGUGCGUCCUGAAGAUGCUAAAGAGUGGACGAAAUCCACUAAAAUCCCGAUAGCUGGCACUGCCUUCACCGUUGGAGGACUUCAGGAGCGGAUGAAGUACCACUUUCGUAUCCGAGCUGUCAAUGAAGGAGGGCUAGGGGAGACCAUUGAGUUGCAGGAAGGCGUCCUGGCAAUGCCUCCACCUGUGGCACCCAGGUUCGAUCUCCAAGGAAAGCUGAAGAACCAGAUGGUGGUACGCGCCGGAGCAACACUUUGUCUGCACCUCAGCUUCACUGCGUCACCUCCUCCAGUCAUUACCUGGUUUAAAGAUGGCAUCCUCACUACAGGAAGAGAAGUCAUUACCAAGAGCAAGACCAACUCCCAGUUCCUUAUUUCCUCGUCUCAGCGAUCUGACUCUGGUGUCUACCGUGUUCACCUGAAGAAUGACUAUGGAGAGGCUCACUAUGAUGUCAGUGUGAGGAUUACAGACUUUCCUCGACCCCCCAAAACCCUGCGUCUGUUAGAGGAGGUCCCGGGCACGGUGACCCUGCAGUGGGAUCACUCUCCUGACUUAAUCGACAACAAUGAUGGAGCACAUUACAUUAUUCUCAAACGAGACACCAGCACUGCCUCCUGGUUCACUGUGGCCGAGCGGGUCUUCAGCAGCAAGUACACAGUCACUGGACUGCUUCCUGGGAGGAAGUACUACUUCAGGGUCAUUGCACGAAACUCUAUCGGGGACAGCGACCCACUGGAUUCAAAGGAUCCUGUCAUCAUUGCAAAGGAAAAGGAGUGCAUCAGCAGCUUGCGGUUGAAAGAAUAUACCUCACCAGCACGCCAAGUGAAGCCAACUUUCCUGUUGCCUCUCAAAGACCAUGCUGUUCGCAGAGGCCAUGACUGCACGAUGAGCUGUGCCUAUCAGGGCCUGCCAACUCCACAGGCCUGCUGGUAUAAAGGAGAAUCGAAGAUCUCUGACUCCUCCCGCUUCUGGCACAGCACAGCUAACGGAGUUUGCACCCUGGUCAUCCCCACCUGUGGAGCUACAGAUGGUGGAGAAUACACACUAGUGCUGGAGAACUCUUCGGGGAUGGCCAAGUGCUCCUGCAGCCUUGUGAUCUUUGAUAAGGAUGACAAGUCUCUGUUGGAGAGCCUGACCAACCAGGCAAACAAAGAGAAGCUUAUUUUGUAAGAAGUCUGCAUAAAGCGCUGCCGUCACGCACGUAUUUUUGAUUGCUUGGCUGACAUUUUAGCUGCACGACACUGACAACAACUUUGUUUUGUGACAUCACGGAAAAUGUUGAUUGACAUCAUGUUUUUACCCUUUAUUUGCCAUGGCUCAGUCUUUGCAUAAAGUGACCACUAGAGGUCAGACUUGUUCCCAUUCAUUUAAUGGGACUCUACUUGAGAGGCAGAUUAAUGUUUGGCGUGCUGGGGGGGAUUUUCCCUCAUUACUGAGAUUAGUCAGCCAGUGAAAUUGUACUUUCUCUCGCUUGAGGAAUUUGACUUAAGUAUUUUCUCCCCUUCUUUCCAACUUGAUCUGUUUCACAAUCUUUUCUGUGCAAGCCCACGUGCCAGUCAAGUAGAAUGGUUAGAGAGUGAUUCCACAUAGCAUUAAAAACUCAAUCUACAACCAAUUA